Choloepus didactylus (southern two-toed sloth) is the source of this 7708-nucleotide messenger RNA. It is a transcript of the gene OTOGL, whose product is annotated as otogelin like. The transcript is spliced from 58 exons. The record is from RefSeq and is a predicted model, not a curated record. Gene Ontology annotation, biological process: L-arabinose metabolic process. Gene Ontology annotation, cellular component: extracellular matrix. Gene Ontology annotation, molecular function: protein binding; alpha-L-arabinofuranosidase activity. The coding region runs from base 1 to 7062 and encodes 2353 amino acids. NCBI's taxonomy places the organism in Eukaryota, Metazoa, Chordata, Mammalia, Pilosa, Megalonychidae.
AUGAACAUAGUGAGAAAACUCAAUUUAAUGACACCUUGGAGUAUAUUCUUGCUUCAUAUACUGCUGUUUUCAUUUCAAGGAUAUAUUUGUGCAUCAUCCAUCUUAAAAGGAUUAUCAAAAAACGGGUUUAAUGAAAAUCGACAGAAAAGACCUCUUUUAGCAGCACAGCUUCAAGCAACUUCUCCAAGAUAUUUUUUCCAUGAUGCUAUAUUUUGGGGUGAGAGCAAAAUAAAAGGUUCUUGUCCUCAUGAAUGCCUUAAUGGAGCUUUCUGUGCUAAGACUGGUACAUGUGACUGUCAAAUAUUUCAGGCACUUGGGACAAGGUGCCAGAUUGUUCCAAAUAUGGGCAAAAGCAGAGAUGGGAUUUGCAAAACCUGGGGGCAGUACCACUUUGAAACAUUUGAUGGCAUCUACUAUUACUUCCCAGGAAACUGUUCUUACAUUUUUGCAAAGGACUGUGGUAGUUUGGAGCCUCGGUACACUGUAUGGGUUCAUAAUAGCCCUAGAUGCUUUGGUUCAGUGUAUUCUUGUUAUCGUUCAAUUAGCUUGUUUUUUUCAAACCAAGAGGAAAUUCGAAUUUAUGGACAUGUAAUUAAAAAGGAUGGAAUCAGUUUAACAUUGCCUCAGACAAUUGGACAGGUUUUCAUUGAGAAACUAGCUGACUACAUUCUGGUGAAAACAACCUUUGGUUUUUCAUUGGCUUGGGAUGGAAUAUCUGGAAUUUACCUAAAACUCUCUGAGGAGCAUAAAGAGAAAUCAUGUGGCCUAUGUGGAAACUUCAAUGACAUUCAAUCCGAUGAUUUCAUAAUUCAGCAAGAGGACUAUACAGAAGACAUUGCUAUGUUUGCAAAUAGUUGGUCGGUGCAAACUCCAGAUGACACCAAGUGUGUACCCACGCCGUCGGAUUUUCCAAAUCCAUGCUCAAGUGGAAUGCCAGCAUUUGAGGCAAUCUUCUUCAAGUGUCAGACAUUGUUGCAGUUUCCUUUCCUUAGCUGCCAUGAAUAUAUUGAUCCAUAUUCAUAUAUUGCCAGCUGUGUUAAUGAUCUUUGCAAAACUGAUGAUGAUGAUACCUAUUGCCGAGCAGCCACGGAAUAUGCUAGAGCCUGUUCCCAUGCUGGCUACCCUAUUCAAGACUGGAGAGAUGACUUUCUGGCAUGCACUGAUAAAUGUGAUGACAGCUUUGUCCAUCGGGAUUGCAUCAGUUGUUGCCCACCAACCUGCACAUUUGAGAAUCAGUGUUUGGGGAGCAGUCUCCACUGUCUUGAUGGAUGUUACUGCCCAGAUGGCCUCAUAAUGGACAAUGGAACUUGCAUCUCCUUGGAAAAUUGCCCAUGUAGUUUUCAUGGAUUAGCUUUUUCAGUUGGUUCAAAAAUUGAACAAGAAUGUACUGAAUGUGUUUGUAUUGGUGGAAUUUGGAACUGCACUGAGCAUGACUGUCCAGUUCAGUGCUCUGUUGUGGGUGAUUCUCAUUUUACAACUUUUGAUGGCCGACAUUAUUCUUUCAUUGGCAUGUGCCAGUACAUCCUUGUGAAAGGCACUGGAAAAGAUAAAUUCACAAUUACUUUACAGAAAGCACCCUGUGAGCAGAAACUUGGCUUGGUCUGCCUUCAGUCCAUAACUCUAAUUCUGGAAGAUGAUUUUAACAAACAAGUGACCCUUAGUAGAGGAGGACAAAUCCUCACCAGUCCUAACCACGGCUUCCAUUUGAAUGGAAUUGUUGAAAUUCAAACGCUAUCAUCCCUAUUUAUUCUUCUAAAAACCACAUUUGGUUUGAAAAUCCUGUUUGCUAUAGAUGGUGAAAGAAUUUAUGUUCAGCUCACUAGCACAUGGAAGAGACGAACAUUAGGUCUGUGCGGCACUUUUAAUGGGAACAUAAGGGAUGAUUUUCUUUCUCCAUCAGGCAUGAUAGAAGGUACCCCACAACUUCAUGCAAAUGCAUGGAGAGUUUCCUCCUCUUGUUUUGCACCUGUUCAUGUCCCUAUGGUGGACCCCUGUAACAUUAAUCAACAAAACAUCGGGUAUGCAGCACACUGUGAUGUCAUCCACCAGGAGCUCUUUGCCCCUUGCCACAUCUACAUUAGCCCUGGGCUGUACUAUCAGCUAUGCCGACAUGACGCAUGCAAGUGUGGAAACCUCUGCCUGUGCAAUGCCCUUGCCCACUAUGCCUACCUCUGUGGCCAGCGUGGCAUUCCCAUAGAUUUUAGAGCUCAGGUUUCAUUCUGUGCUGUGGUGUGCCAGAAAGGCAUGUUGUACCAUCACUGUUCCUCUCUCUGUCGCCGCUCCUGUAUUUCUCUCUCUUCUCCGGAGCAGUGUAAUGAUGACUGUGCUGAAGGCUGUAACUGUCCUGAAGGCAAAUACUUUGAAGAAACUCUCAACUUUUGUGUGCCCAUAUUUCAUUGCAGGUGUCAUUACAGGGGCAGCAUUUAUCAACCUGGAGAACUCAUCCCAACACCGUCAGGCUUAUGCCAGUGUUCCAAUGGGACCGUGCAAUGUGAUGAAUUAGCAACGCCCUCUACUGUUCAUGUCUGCCCGGAAGGAAAAGUGUACUUCGACUGCAGGUUUCCUGACCCCGAAUUACCAGCAGGUGGUGUAAAUUGUGAGACUACAUGUGCAAACCUGGCCAUGAACUUCACUUGUGCCCCAUCCUCACCCUGCAUAAGUGGCUGCGUUUGUGCUCCAGGAAUGGCGGAACACAAAGGAAAGUGCUAUGUUCCUGAAAGCUGUCCCUGUAUCUGGAAGGAUUCGGAGUAUCUCUCUGGAGAAGUGAUUGCUACACCGUGUUAUACCUGUGUUUGUCGGCGAGGGAUGUUCAAUUGCACAUAUUAUCCAUGCCCAGCAGUGUGCACAAUAUACGGGGACAGGCACUAUCAUUCUUUUGAUGGACUGGAAUAUGACUAUGUCAGUGAUUGCCAGGUUUUUUUGAUAAAGAGUGCAGAUGAUUCAGAUAUAUCCAUCAUUGCCCAGAACAAGAAAUGCUUUGACAAUGAUAUUGUUUGUUCUAAGACUGUUUUGAUUUCAGUUGGAGAUACUGAAAUUUACCUGAAUGAUACUCCUUACAAACAGAAACAAUCAGUUUUUUUCCUGGAAAAUAAACCAACGUACCAGCUUUGGAAGGCUGGUUACUACAUGGUAAUAUACUUUCCAGAGAAAGAUAUCACUAUUCUUUGGGAUAAAAAGACAACCAUUCAUAUCAAGGUUGGACCACAAUGGAAGAACAAAUUAUCAGGAUUAUGUGGGAACUUUGACAAAUGUACUUCAAAUGAUAUGACCACAUCUAACAACCUGGAAGUGAGGAAUGCACAGGUAUUUGGAGAUAGCUGGGCAUUAGGACAAUGUGAAACCCUAAUUGAAACAGUUAAACCCUGUGAAGCACAUCAAAACAAAUUCCCUUAUGCUAAAAGAGAAUGCUCCAUUUUGUACAGCGAUAUUUUUGCUCCUUGUCGCAAUGUGAUUGAUGUUACUUCUUUUGCCAAAAAUUGUCACGAAGACACAUGUAACUGUAAUCUUGGUGGAGAUUGUGAAUGCUUAUGCACAAAUAUAGCAGCGUAUGCAUACAAAUGUUGUCAGGAAGGGGUGGCAAUUCAUUGGAGAUCAUCUACUGUUUGUUCCCUUGAUUGUGAGUAUUACAAUGAAGGGCUUGGAGAAGGACCAUAUAUGUUGGCAAGUUAUGGGCAGAGUGGUCUUGUUCUGGCAGUCAAUAUAACCAGUAGAAGCAUUUUCUCUAUGCCAAGACCUGGUUUUCCUGGCAAUUUAUUUUUUAAUUUUAUGGUCACUCCAGGUCUUUUCAAAGAGAAGACAUCAUCAUUGGCACUUGUUUCCUUGGAAUCAGCUGAAAGGCCAAACUACUUUCUCUAUGUCCAUGACAAUGACAUUCUCAGUUUGGAGCUGUGGGAGGCAAAUUCAGCCUUUCAUCAGAGAGCCACAUUUUUCCACCAUCAGGGCCUCUGGAUUCCUGGAUACAGUGCAUUUGAAUUAUACAGCAAAAAAGGCUUUUUCAUCACAUUCCAAGAUACUGUUGUCAAAGCAUCAAAGUAUGAUGAUUCUGAGGAAUUUAAACAUUCAAGUAGCUUCAGCAUAGAAGAAAUCCAGGCAGCGGUGCCUUAUAGGAGGAUGUGUGAAUGGAGAUAUGAACCUUGUGCCACUCCCUGUUUUAAAACAUGUAGUGAUCCUGAAGCACUGGCCUGUAAAUUUCUUCCACCGGUUGAAGGAUGCUUGCCCAACUGCCCUAAAAAUAUGAUCCUUGAUGAGGUCACCCUCAAAUGUGUUUAUCCAGGAGACUGCAUACCUGUGACUCCUACCGAGCCAGCAUUAAUGCCACCCACUCGUAUAACAUCUUCAUUUCUGACAGGUCUAGAAAUGAUUACUCCAUCAGAGUUUGUGGCACUUGAAAUGCUGAUGCCAACAACGGGUUUGGAAUGUGAGCCUCAACAAUUUGAUCCUGUUUAUAAUUGUAGCCAAUAUAUAUGCCUUAAUAUGGAAUGGCAGUUGUACAACUGGUCCCUUAAUUGUCCAAAGAAGUUAGAAAUGCCUGACUGUGGUUUCCGGGGAAGGCCUGUUCAAGUGAAUACUGAUAUCUGCUGCCCUGAGUGGGAAUGUCCUUGUCGGUGUUCCAUGUUGUCAGAACUGAGCAUUAUUACAUUUGAUGGAAAUAAUGCAGCAUUAUAUAGCAUGGCUUCUUAUAUCUUAGUAAAAAUUCCUGGAGAAAUUAUAGUUGCUCAUAUUGAAAAAUGUUCCAUGAACCAGAAUGGAAACUCAUUAAAAAAAUUUGCUUCCUCUGGAAGGAUCUCUGGACUUUGUUUUAAGAAGUUAAAUGUGACAACAUCUAUACAUAAAGUACUUAUUAAUCGGAUAACAAGAAAGGUUGAAGUGGAUUCUGUUGUUGUGCCUUUGCCUUUUUCAAAUCAUGAACUGUCCAUAGAGGAUUCUGGUAUGAUGUAUGUGAUUAACACUCCAUCUGGACUCAUCAUAAAGUGGGCUCAUCUCACAGGAAUUAUAGACAUUCAUUUUGGCAUCCGUUUUAACUUGUCGUCCUACACAGAAGGACUUUGUGGAAUUUGCAAUGAAGAUCCAGAUGAUGAUCUAAGGAUGCAAAAUGGCACAAUUAUUACCAAUAUGGAAGACAUACAAUUAUUUAUUGAAAGCUGGGAAAUUGAGAAAUCAUUUGAAGUAACAAUGAGAAGACCUGUUAGAAAUUGUACUGAGCAUGAUUGUAGUCACUGCAUUGAGUUAUUAAAUAGACAAGUUUUCAUUCCAUGUCAUGAUAAAGUUUCACCACAGGACUUCUGUGAAAAGAUGUGGAUCAAUUAUACCUAUUUUUGGAAAUAUGAAUGUGAUGCCCUUUCUGCGUAUGUAGCUCUGUGCAACAAGUUUGACAUCUGUAUUCAGUGGAGAACACCUGAUUACUGUCCUCUGAGUUGCCCAGAGGGGAAGGAAUAUCAACCCUGUGUACUACCUUGUGAGGCAAGAACGUGUAUGAACAAAUGGUUCUAUGAACACACCCCACGUUUGUAUUUAAGAGAAGACUGUGUGUGUGAAAAUGGAACAAUUCUUCACAGACCAGAUUCAGCUCAGUGCAUUCCAGAGAAAAAAUGUGUGUGUACUGAUAGUGAAGGCCAACCCCACGCUGCUGGAGAGAUUUGGAAUGGGGGCAUUGAAGAAUGUUCUCUGUACAAAUGCUUGGAGAAUGGAAGCAUUAUUCCUAUAGAGCCUGAUUGUCAAGAAGAGCCCUCGCCAGUUUGUGAACGAGAAGGUGAAGUUGUCCUGGGCAUCAUUGAUAAGUGGACCUGCUGUUCAGUAGAAGUUUGCGGUUGUGAUAUGACUUUGUGUGACACUACAAUUCCAACAUGUACUAGUAGUCAGAAAUUGGUCAUUGGCUAUAGCCUUCUUUCUUGCUGUCCACAGUACAAAUGUGACUGUGACCCAUCCAAAUGCCCCAAUAUUUCGAUACCAGCAUGCAGAGAAGACCAGUUCAUGAUUCAAGUUCAACAGGAGGAACCUUGCUGCUUUUCCCCACUCUGUGUUUGCGAAUCUUGCACUGAACCCAUUCCAUUAUGUACUGAUGGUGAAUUUCUCACUGUGGACCUUAAUACCACAAACUUCUGUUGCCCUCAGUAUUAUUGUGUUUGUGAGCCAAAUCUUUGCCCUAUACCUCUACUCAACUGUGCAGAAGAUAUGAAUCUUGUGAAAGAAAAUAUAUCUGGUCAAUGUUGUUCAACAUGGCAUUGUGAAUGUAGCUGUGAAAACCUUGUUGUACCAACUUGUAAAGUGGGAGAAUUUGCUACAAUAGAUCAUAACUUUCAGAGUGACUGUGGAUGUGUAAAGUAUUUCUGUGAGAAGGAUGAUGUAUGUGUAUUUCAAGAAGUAUCAGUAUUGAAUCCUGGCCAGUCUAUGACAAAGUACUUGGAAGGGGACUUUUGUAAUAUAAUAGAUUGUCUGGAAGAAAAAGAUAACCUUACAGGCUAUCACACUCUGAAUGUUACAAGAGUAAAUUGUUCAAAAGAAUGUGAUAUUCACCAAGAAUACAUUCCAACUCCAAGUGAUUAUAAUUGUUGUGGUACUUGCAAAAAUGUAUCCUGCAAAUUUCUUAUGGAAAAUGGAACAUCAGUUGUAUAUGAGGAGGGAAAUACCUGGAACUAUAAUUGCACCACAUACGAAUGUGUUAAGACUGAUGAAGGGGCAAUGAUUCUGAACUACAGUAUAGUGUGUCCCCCUUUUAAUGAGACCGAAUGCAAAAUGAAUGAGGGGAUUGUAAAGCUUUAUAAUGAAGGCUGUUGCAAGAUUUGCAAAAGAGAAGAAAGAAUAUGCCAGAAAGUGAUCAUUAAAUCAAUUAUAAGAAGACAGGACUGCAUAAGUCAAGGCUCUAUAAAUGUUGCAUCUUGUGAUGGAAAGUGCCCAUCGGCUACCAUAUAUAACAUCAAUAUUGAGAGCCACCUAAGAUUCUGCAAGUGUUGUCGUGAAAAUGGAGUGCGAAACUUCACUGUGCCACUCUAUUGCUCAGGAAAUGGCACUGAAAUCAUGUACACACUCCAGGAACCUAUAGAUUGCACAUGCCAGUGGAAUUAAAUUUUGGGAGUCCAGGAAUUCUAUACAACAUUAUAAUGUCAAAUACAGUAAACUUUUAUCACUAUUAUUGAGACAUUGGGAAGAUUUAUACUUUUUAACCGUAUUUUUCAGACUAUUGGGAUAUGGUAAUUAAACAGUUAGUACAAAAUAUAUGCAAUUUUAAUGACAAAAUUAGAUAUCUUAAUUUGUUCUAUUUAGAGAGUUAAAUGACUAAAUUGUUCUGCUAAAGUGCUAUUAUAUGUAUAAUUGCAACAUGUCAGAUAUCUGGAAUAUCUUCAUCAAUUAGCAGAAGCUUAUUUUGCAGAAUUCCUUGACUCAGUAAUUAUUUUUUGAUUUGUAAAGCUGCUAUAGAUAUUCAAAUUAUGACACCCUUGAAUCUCUACUGUUCAGUCUGGUAAAUAUGAUCAGUUUAAAUUGACAUAUAGGUAGCCAAAAAGAGUGGUGUGCUUAGAGACAGAUCAUAGAACAAUAGGAUUUUGGAUUAUUAAAGCCUGAAUGGGUGUUAAGAGUGUUGUUGAACAGUAUCCUCAUUUGCAGGUGACUUGUACAAGUUCGUUCAGUGUAACAAUACAGAGACUUCACAUUAACUGUUAGAUUAGAAUCUCAAUAUUUUACAUUCAAGUCUUAUGUUCUUUUCUUCUGUACC